GCAGAGUACCUCGGCAUGAUGUGCCAGUACCAACCCACUAGCCAUGUCACCUCUGUUGUUUGUUUUCCCACGCAGUUCUCACUCUUCACCGCUGUGCACAAGCACUAUACGUUGGAAGAAUGGAAAGAAUUUGCCACCAGUAACCCAGAUUGUCUGCAGAACGUGGCAGUGAGUGCUGGCAUUGGCUCCAACGACUUGGAGAAGCUGGCAGCCAUUCUGGAACACGUGCCCGACAUCCGCUACAUCUGCCUGGACGUUGCCAACGGAUACUCGGAACACUUUGUGCAAUGUGUGAAAAACGUCAGGAAGAGAUUUCCGGAUCACACCAUCAUGGCAGGAAACGUGGUGACAGGUGAGAUGGUGGAGGAGCUUAUCUUGGCUGGAGCUGACAUCGUCAAAGUUGGGAUUGGACCAGGCUCGGUGUGUACAACCAGGAUAAAGACAGGGGUGGGAUACCCACAGUUGAGUGCAAUAAUUGAGUGUGCAGAUGCAGCCCAUGGUUUGAAUGGCCACAUUAUGUCGGAUGGAGGGUGCACCUGUCCUGGAGACGUGGCCAAAGCCUUUGGUGCCGGUGCAGACUUUAUCAUGUUGGGUGGGAUGUUCUCGGGGCACACCCAGAGCGGCGGUGAGAUCUUCGAGAAGAACGGCAAGAAAUACAAACUGUUCUACGGGAUGAGUUCAGAGACUGCGAUGAGGAAGCACGAUGGGGGUGUUGCCGAUUACAGGGCGUCGGAAGGAAAGACGGUGGAGGUGGAAUUCAAAGGGGACGUGGAAGAGACAGUCCGGGACAUUCUGGGUGGUGUUCGCUCCACCUGCACCUAUGUGGGAGCGGCCAAGCUGAAGGAGCUCAGCCGGAGGACCACCUUCAUCCGUGUCACACAGCAACUCAACCCCACCUUCAAGUAGGACCCACCAGCUUUACUCUGUCCCCAUCCCUGGGACGUGGGGGGGGGGUUGGGACAGUGUAGAAGAAGCUUUACUCUGUAUCUAACCCCAGGCUGUCCCUGUCCUUGUCUCUAGGUGUGUUUGAUGGGGAAGGGUUGAGGGAGCUUUUACUCUGUAUCUAACCCCGUGCUGUCCCUGUUCUGGCAGUGUUUGAUGGGGAACAGUGUAGAGGGAGCUUUAUUUUCACUUUACUUUUCCCACCUCCAAAAUCCUUGAUUAUGUUGUCAUCUCACAAAUCUAUUCCCAUUUUCCACUGCAUUCUAUGGUUGAGCAUUUCCAAUCAGGUUUCUGCACCCGACACCCUGGGAAAUUGCUUAAUGAAUAUUGGAAAUGAAAUUGUAUGCAGCUGGAGGGAGAAUAAAUUCUCUCUCCUGGCCCUUCUCACUGUGCCGUCUUUAACAUGGUCAGCCACUCAGUUCUUCCAGCAUCCCCCUCUCUGACCUGUCGUCCAACUCUGUCCUUGGCCCCAUUCUCAUCGAACCCCUGAAAGGCAAGUAGUGCUUACAAAGUCCUUCCUUCCUGCACAAGCAACAUUCCAUCUGGUGUCUCCCAAGGACCUGCUUUUUCUUUUGUUAGUAGCCCAGCAGAGGCUAUUUAAAGAAAACUGAGAGAUCGGUGAAAACCUACUGAAAUAUCUUUAGCCAAAGAGAUGAUAGCCUACAGCUUCUGCAGUGUCCACAGGUCCCUAAGGCCUGCAGUGCCAGGAAGAUUUGUCUGCUCCUUCGCUGUGGAAACUCAAACUCAGUGGAAAAUGGGAAUAGAUUUGUGAGAUGACAACAUAAUCAAGGAAGGGCAAGGCUGAUGGAUCUGUCCUCAGCUUGCAAAUUUUCAUCCACACAAUAUCCCCUCAGGGACAUCAGUCCAAAGCAGAGUGUUACUUUUCGCUCACAAUACUCAGCUCUACCUCACUGCUGCGACAACCUCACUCAACUCCUUCGCUGUUGCCAAAUUAUCAGAUCACUUCUCCCACAUCCAAACUGGGAAGCUGUCGUUUAUGUUCCCUGGCAACCAAACCUCAACAGUACUGUUGACAAUAGAGUGUUGUAUUUGAUUUCAGCCACAUGUUUGAGCUGUUACUAAGACUAUCUGUUUCCACCUCCAUAACACUGCCUGCCUUAACCUACCUGCUGCUGAAACCCUUGCCUGUGCCUUUGGUUAUCCCCAGCUUUGAUUAUCCUGACUCGCUCCUGUCUGGUCUCCCAUUGUACCCUCCGUAAACACCAGCUCAUUCCAAGCUCCAGUGCUCAGGUCUUAACCAGAACCAGGACCCUAUUCCCCAUUUGUACCCUGGUGCUCGCUGACCAGCACUGGUCUUCCAGUUAAGAGAGAGUUUGAAUUUAAAAUUCUUAUUGUCAUUUUCAAAUCCCCCAUACCCAAAUACUCCAUGACCCUCCAACAUUUCUGCACUUCUCCCCUUGAUUUUCAUCGCUGCACUGGCGGUGGCCAUCCUCCAGCACUUUCCCACUCUUCUCACACUCUCUCUCACACACACACACACACACACACACACACACACACCUCCCUUCCACACCCCUCUCUUGUCCUUUGAAACCAACUUCUUCAAUUGAGCUUGUCUGACAUCUUUUUGUAUGGUUCAGUGUCACGUUUCACUGCCUUGUAUAUUUCGGAAGCACCAGGAAGUUUAAAGUCACAGGAUAAAUUGAAAUUGUUGUUUUCCACCUGCUACGAGAGUUAGUCUCAGUUACCUCUAGUGCAACAACCAUCUGCUUCAGUCACCUAUGAGUUGUGUCUGGUACCAUCUACUUAAGAUGCUUGUAUGGGUCAUAGCUGUGACUACCUGCCUACAGUGCUUGUAUUAGUCACGUUUGGGACCACUUUCUUAAAUGUCUGGGACCACCUUCUUACAAUACCUGUACGGAUUGUACCUGGGUCUACCUCAUAAUGAUGUCGGUACAAGUCACAUUUGGGCCCACUUGCUGUACACCCCUAGUUGGGACCACAUUUUUAAUCAGAUGGGUGCCAGUGUCUGCGAGUGGAAGGGAUGAGGUUGGAGUCAGCCACCGCAUCGAUAUUUUCUUUGGAAACACCGACUGUGGCUGCGAUCCCACCACCAGGUUGCCAUGUACACAGGAGCGGUCAGCUGCUGCCAUUUAUUUUGCAAUCCCUUAUGUCGGAGGAAAAAAAAUAAACAAAAGCAGAGUGUCA
Stegostoma tigrinum is the source of this 3111-nucleotide messenger RNA. Its product is annotated as GMP reductase 2-like. Bases 16 to 906 code for a protein of 296 amino acids. Gene Ontology annotation, biological process: nucleotide metabolic process. Lineage: Eukaryota; Metazoa; Chordata; Chondrichthyes; Orectolobiformes; Stegostomatidae. The transcript is spliced from 7 exons. Gene Ontology annotation, molecular function: GMP reductase activity. The record is from RefSeq and is a predicted model, not a curated record. Gene Ontology annotation, cellular component: GMP reductase complex.